Molecule: messenger RNA, 2227 nt
Organism: Cinara cedri
Lineage: Eukaryota; Metazoa; Arthropoda; Insecta; Hemiptera; Aphididae
Source: the annotation of a GenBank genome assembly
AUGACUUCCAGAACCGUAUCCCCGAUUAAAAUUGUCAAUAACCAAAUAAUCAGUAAAAAUAAUGAUGACAAAAACAAAAAUAAAAAUAAACGUAACUUAUCGACAUCGUCCACUCCACCGCAAUCUCCAUCCUAUACAGCCGCCAUUAAGAAAGCGAAAUCGUUCGUCACGCCAAACAGGUUUAGCGUUCUAUCUGUAGACGAGUCCACUAUCGAAAACCUCGACGUCAUAUCUGAUAAUCAAAACGAGAAGCAACUGAAUACCACCAACAAUACACCAAAAACAAUUUUGCCUCCACCCAUUUUCAUUAAAGGGGUACUUAACUACAUGGGGUUGCUAAACCAAUUUAAACACACUAUCGGUCCAAACACCUUCUCGUGUAAAUCGACACCAACUCAUCUAAAAGUCCAAACUGAUACCCCAGACAAUUACAGAAAAAUCAUUCACUUAUUGAAAGAAAUCAAUGCACAGUACCACACUUACCAGCUCCAAUCCGACAAACCUCUAAGAGCAGUCAUAAGGAACCUACAUCCAUCAACUCCAGAAUCUGAUAUAACAACAGCUCUAGAAGAAAUAGGUUUCACGGUGAGAAAUGUCACCAAUGUUAAACACCACCAAACCAAAACUUCGCUGCCCAUGUUCUUUAUUGACAUAGACCCUAAUGGAGAAAACGUUACCGAUAUCUUCUCUAUUACUUCUAUUUUGCAUACAAAAGUAAAAAUAGAAGAGCCCCACAAAAAACGUCAGAUACCACAAUGCCAAAACUGUCAAAGCUACGGACACACACGCUCAUACUGCGCUUACCCACCUAUAUGUGUCAAAUGUGGAGAAAACCACCUUUCAUCAUCGUGCACAAAAUCUCCCGAUCUACCAGCAAAAUGCGGCCUCUGUCAAGGUGCACACCCAGCCAACUACAAGGNCUCAAGCAAGAAAGCCCAGCAGCCACCGCCUCAUAAUCUCAACCUCAACAUCAACACCAAUCCUGAGUAUCAACAGCAACAAUCAGGCUCCGAAAACACACCCAGGUCACGUACGUAUGCUAAUGUAACUGAGGGUCACCAGUCCACAAACUCUAACACCUCCACAAACAACAAUGAAUCCUCACUUCUAAAAUUCCUUGACGAGUUCAAAUCUAUAAUAAACCCUCUUAUCUCUCUCCUCACCACCGUCCUCUCAAAUCUCAUUAACACCAAAAAUGUCAAAUAAUAACGCAACAUCUCACUCUCUCCUCAUCCUAAAUUGGAACGCUAAUGGUCUAGCAAAACACAAAGACGAACUCUUAGCCUUACUACAAAAUAACAGAAUCGACAUCGCACUCAUAUCAGAAACUCACUUCAUCAAUUCAACACACUUCUACCUUCCUGGGUUCCAAAUCUUCAAAACCAACCACCCUGAUGGCACCGCACACGCGGGAGCCGCCAUCAUAGUAAAAUCUUCCCUACUAUUCUUUCCUCUCCCGCAAUUCCAAACGGACCACAUUCAAGCCAGUGGCAUACAAAUAACACUUAACAACACCCCUCUAAAUAUAUUUGCAGUAUAUAGUCCACCACGCCACACAAUAACCUUAAACCAAUUCAACGACUUCUUCCUUACUCUUGGUCAUAAAUUUAUAAUAGGAGGUGAUCUAAAUGCUAAAAACUUACAAUGGGGCUGUCGCGUAAACAAUCCCCGUGGUAACCUACUUCAUCUCACAACACAAAAUCGUAACUACAAAGUACACUCUCCCCCAUCCCCGACAUACUGGCCCACUUCACCCAGAAAAAGGCCAGACAUUUUGGACAUAUUUAUAUCUAAAAUUCCCAAUAGUUUCCACAGCCUAACAACUAAUCUCAACGACCUCUAUUCUGACCAUUCAGCCAUCCUCCUAACAAUUGACUCUGCCCCUCUUGCUAAACCAAAACAACCAAGCCUCAUCCUAGGCCAAAUGGACUGGCUAAAAUUCAAAUCUUCCCUUGAUAAUCAAUGUAACCUCAAAAUCAGCUUAAAAUCUCCAAACGAUAUCGAUGAAGCCGUACACCUCCUAACCAAGUCUAUACAAGAAGCUGCUUGGUCCUCCUCCUCCCCAAUGCCAAAUACAAACUCCUCCAUAAAUCUUCCCCUACAUAUAAGAAUACUAAUCUCAGACAAACGGAGAGCGCGUGCAACUUGGCAGAGAACCAAAUAUCCCUCGGACAAACGCAAACUUAACAAUUUAACAAAUAAACUUAAAAGACUUAGCCUCUAUUAG